Peronospora matthiolae is the source of this 942-nucleotide messenger RNA. The record is from the annotation of a GenBank genome assembly. NCBI's taxonomy places the organism in Eukaryota, Oomycota, Peronosporomycetes, Peronosporales, Peronosporaceae.
AUGAAAGGGUUUCAUCUGCACCUUUUUACUAGUGUCUGUGCUGUAUGGGCUUCUCAGUCCUUUGCUCAGACUGACACGAGGGACUCAGUCAACCUCAUUGAACACACUGACACGGACGACAAUUCCAUCACUGGCGCCGAUGCGAUCUCGAUGCAAAACGCUCGUAACGACUCACUGGAUCAUCCAAAAGUUCCUGCUAGUGACGUGGCAGUAACCAACGCCUCGAACGUCACAACGCAGACCUUUGAUGGGAAAACAAGCGUGGUCCCAAUCGGGACAAAAACGUACGUUGUAGGACUUCGCUCGAAACCGGAGGGCAACAGCACGUGCAUUGCUUCGCUCAUCACUCCCACUCACCUUCUUGCUGGCACACGCUGUGCUUGGAGCGACGUUCGCUGGGCCUCGAUUGGUUCGCACUAUCGAAACGGAACCCAAGACGGUGAGCAGAUCAGGAUCGUGGCGAUCCUGAACAAUCCAGAAAGCUCCGCUUUCACCUUUACAAAGGACUUUGCUAUUCUCGUACUGGAAAGACCCAGUACAUACCCGCCAGUGGCCUUCGCAACUUCAAAUGAUCCCAGUGUCGAGGAGGGUGAAUGGCUGGUCAAGGUAGGCUGGGAUGACACCGGAGGUGCUUUCGGUACCCUGGCGUACGAGUUGAUGCGGGCUGACGUGCAGGUGAUCAGUAACUCUGCGUGCAUGGAACAAACGACCAUAGAUGACUCCAUGCUAUGCUCCCGGAGUUCUACGAGCGAGGCUGCAUGCACAGGUCACUAUGGUGGUCCUGUCAUUCGAGAGCAGCCGAGCGGCGACGUGGUCGUCGCCCUCGUUAGCUGGGGUCCCGACUGUGGAGAGCUCGGCUAUCCUAGUUAUUAUCAGCGCGUGUCGAGUGCUCUCGCUUGGAUCGAAUCGAUCGUCGGUCGUAAGUGCAUCAAAGAGCCCUAA